AUUAUUGUUGUGAAUGUUUUGUGUUUUUUUUCGUAAUUAAGUAAAUAUUAAACAAAUGCAAUUGAUUUCGUUAAUCUAUAGAAAUUUUAACAUUGCUUGAGGAAUUCUUGAUAAUUUCGUGUAUAUAAAUGAGUUUAUUUUAUCAAUAAUGUUAUAGACCUAUGAAGGGAGAUAACGAUUUGACCUGUGUAAUUUAUCAUCUAUAAAAAUGAACAGCGACCACCAAACAAUAAUAUCAGCCACCAAUAGUAAUAAUAAUGAUGAGGCAUUUUUUAUAUUUUUUAAUGGAUCACGGGUUACGAUUGCUUGGAAUAAUGAGACACCACCAUUUUCACCUAUACUGAGAUUGUGUUCCUUAAGCCCCACACUUUUCUUAUUGCUGAAUCAAGACAAAUGUCUGUAUGAAGCAAAGUUUGACCAUGAAAAUUUAGUCAUACAAAUGAAAUGUAUACAACGAAACGUAAUUGAUGUACAAUAUUGUCGUGUUGCGAAAGAAGUGUUUUUGGUGUUGGAGGAGGGAUCGGUUGUGAAACAGCAUAUUCUGGAUUAUGCAAAACCUUUGGAAGAUCAUCUCUGGUUACCUGUGAUAUUUGAUCCACUAGAAUUGUCUGAAGAUGGUGUACGCAUAAAACGUAUCUGCAGUUCUUCGGAGGCAACAGUUUUUCUUUCGAAUAUGUGCGAUAUUUAUGCUCUUGGCAAUUGUGGUGUUCACUUCUCUGUGGAAUGUGAACAACCUAAACUUUUGCGUUUAUUCAAGAAUGGCUUGGACAUCCUUGAUAUAGCCGCAGGUGAACAUUUCUUUGUUUUUCUUACAAGAAAACAGUGGGAAAAUGAAGCAAAUCAACCAUCAAUUGUUCAGGAUUUUGGCGAACUACCCGAUCUUUUACGGUCAGAACAGUGUAAUAAAAACACUUCAUCUUCAAUGCAUUCCUCUACUAUUUCUACCUGUAAUAGAUCCAAUGAAGGUCUUGAUUUGGAAACUAGUAUACAAAAUCUACUACAACAAGGCUACUCCCUAAUGCAUACACAAAUCUUUAGCAUGGGCUCCACCAAUAAAGGUUUACUUGGCACCGGUGAUCAUAUAAAAAGAGAAUCUUUGUAUAACGUGCAAAAAUUAAAAGAAGUGGGAGUUUGCAGUUUAGCUACCGGCAACAAUCACACAGUAGUGCGUACUGUUGAUGGCCGCCUCUAUCAUUGGGGUUUUAAUGAUCAGAAACAAUUAACAAAUAACGAACAAAUCUACGAAAUUAGUAGCCCUACUGAGUUAAGUUUUGAUUCCUCCGAUUUGGAUGUGCCGCGUGAUCAUAUAUUGGAGGCAUGCUGUGGAGAUUAUCGUACCGUUUUAUUGAAUACCCAGGGUGAGAUCUAUGAAAAGAAUAAACAAAGUUAUAGUCAGGAGAAAGAUUUCCUAACUCUGCAAAUGAAUGACAUCAGCCAACAAUCAUAUCCCCUGCUUUUAGCCAGCGAUCAGCUGACUCUUUAUAAUCGUCGUUACUUUAAACGCCAAUACCACACUUUGCACCACCACAUACAGAAUCAAUUGAAACUAAUGAUGAAUUUUCGUAAGAAAUUUGUGCAACUGAACCUAUUAGUGGAAAAAGUUCUAAAAGAUCUGCAUCAGGUGUGUCUUCAUUGGGAAAAUGUUUUAUAUUUAGUCAUAACUAUACUAAAUUCAUUGGAGCAGUUCUAUCGCGGUGAUUAUGAUCAGUCAACGGGCCUAGUGGUCAUUAAGUAUUAUCGUGAAUGUAUACAAAUAUUUGAGAUGUAUUCGAAAUCCUACUGUGAUACAUAUUCCAUAGAUGGGUUUAAUGAAGCCUAUCAACUGUUUAAUCACUCUUAUCCGCCCUCUACGUCUGCUGGUUACAAAAAUCAAGAUCUUGUAAAGAUGUUCCAACAACCUUUCCUGAUAUUCCCAUAUGUUAUACAAUUGUUGGAGCACAUUCAGAAACACGAGAACAUUUGCCGGGAAGAGCUUCUGGCUUGGAAUGAAUUUUCUCGACGCAAUCGCAUAGAUUUAGAGUUGGCGGAAAACACGCGCGAUUUUUGGCGCAAUAACUUAAAAAAUACCAAAGUCUUACAUUUUAAAACAAAGGAGAGAAGAGUCAUUCUAAGCUCCACCGCAGUACCUAUUAAGCUUUCAAAUCUUAUUGGGCUAAGUCCCAUUUUUAUAUUAUUCUCAGAUUUUUUAUGCCAACAUGGUAAUCAUAUAACUGCGUUACCUCUAAACGCCAUGUGGCUAAAAAAAGAAGAGAAUGGCAUACGGAUUAUAACUCCCGAAAAGAAUUUCGUGUUGAUCUCAAAAAAUAAACACGACAAAGAGUUGUGGUAUGAUCAAAUAGAGAGCACCAUCAAAACAGUACUUAUGGUAGGUGAAAAAUCGAAAAUUCCCGAAGUUCGCAUGAUUGACUACAACUAUGCGUCUAAUCAUUCGAUUUACGGAAGUGUCUAUGUCAAGGGAAACUUUUCCAAUGGGGUUAUGCAUGGCAAAUGCCGCUUGGAAUAUGCAAAUGGUAAAAUGUACUCAGGUGAUGUUAUACACGGGGUAAUUGAAGGGUAUGGUAGAAUGUUUUUACCGAAAGUUGGCCUAUACAAGGGCAAUUUUAAAAAUGGUAAAUUCUGGGGUCACGGUACCUUGAUCAUAAACGAAAAAGAGCUGUACGAGGGUAAUUUUCGCAAUGGACUCUUCAAUGGACAUGGUCAUAUGCAGCACAAUGAUUACGUUUAUAUUGGUGAAUUUGUGGACAAUCAUAAGUGUGGCUAUGGUGUACUAGAUCGCACUGUUAUAGGAGAAAAAUAUUUGGGCUUAUUUGCGGAUAAUAAACGUGUGGGCAGUGGUGUGUGUAUCACUUCAACAGGAAAUUACUUUGAAGGUUCCUUUGCCAACGAUGAAUUGACUGGAAGAUGUAUUGCGAUAUUUCCAAAUGGUUUUUAUUAUGAAGGCGAAUCUACAUUAAAUGGUCCCAGUGGUUUGGGAAAAUAUUUUAUGCCCAUUGGAGACAAUAAACUGGAUGGAGAUAACGUUGAUAUCUCAUCAAACUCAGAGAUGAUGGGCAACAUAUUAAGCGGUCAAUUGACUGGGUCCUGGGAGAAUGUGCGUAUAAAUGCUGGAACCAUGGAAAUCAAUCGUAAAUUUACUAAAUACCCAAGCUCUUUUAGUUCUCAUAUUAUUGAUAACUCUCGAAAAUGGUGUUCUCUUUUCUGUGAUUUCGAAAAUGAAUUAUUUGGUGAUUUAGCAAAUGCUGUACCCAAUACGAAACCUUUAACAUUUGCCUUAUGGAAUCGGGUAAUCGCUUUCAUAAGCAAACAACAAGAACUUGAAAAUGAAAAACUAAUACCCCGCGAACUAGAUAUAACCAAUGUCUCGACCGCAAAUGCUACCAGCAACAACAAUAACAAUAAAAAAAGUUUUCUACCAUUGCAAAACAUGGCGAGGGAUUUCGACAAGUUGAGUCUGAAUUCGUCAUUGUUAAAUUUCGAAAAACUUGAAUUUAGUCGCAACCACUCACAUUCCGAAGACACAUUAAAUGGUUUGGAUUUCUCCAGUUUUGAUCUGCUUAGUACAUUCAGUAAAUUCACAAAUCUAACCACAGAUGAAAGUGGCGGUAGUCAUACUUAUUCUACAUUAAUGGAUGUUAUGGAAAAUUGUAAUAAUAUAACAUUGGAUUCAUUCAACGAUAGUGCUAUUAGUAGCUGUGUCCCAAUUGACGAUUGUGUUUCGAUACAAACAGAAAUGGAUUUAAUACCACAAUUUGGCAUGUGUGAUUUAAACGAUCAAGAGUUAGCUGCCAUUAAAGAGUACCUGCGUGAUGCUUUUCGUUAUCAUUAUCAUCCCUUUAAGCACUUAAAUGAACGCAUAACUCAUUGUUUCUAUCGUUCUUAUGGUUGUUGGAAAAUCAAACCAACUUCAUUGUUAGCCCAACAGGCCAUGCGUGAAUGGGAAUCUAUUUCCCAGAGGGUUUAUAAAUUUAUUCGACGUCUAUUUCCGGCAUUGCCGGAAGAAUAUUCUGUUAUAGGAGAAAAUCGUGAAGUCGUCUCGCACAUUACUUUGCUCUAUCCUAUUUUACUAUCGGAGGGUAUUUAUUCAACACUUUUUGUGCUGUACGCCAGCAAAUACAGUCAUAAGGAUGAAAUUUAUCGACAAAAUCUUUUGCAAGCGGAAAAAUUAAAUGAUAAUGAUUUAAUGCAGUUUUUAGAAUUCGAUAGUAACAUCCUGUUGGUGGUAAAUACCGACAUAUUUUUGGAAGCCAUUAAAAUGCUGAAAGAACUCAAAGAAAAGUAUACGCCAAUGGCAAUGUUGACUGUUAUAGAGAACUGUAUGGAGAAAAUAACACAUGCAUAUCAAACUGUAUCCAGUGAAACUAAAAUCAGUUUAAAUGCUGAUAUAAUAAUGCCUUUAUCCUUAAUAUUGUUGCUGCGUGCAGCUAUACCACACCUCGGUGCUGAGCUUGCUUUAUUGGAUGACUUAACCGAUUGUAAAAAUUUUCAAUUUGAAAUGAACGGUAUUCGGGGUUACUGUUACACCACCUUAAAAGCUUCAUAUGAACACAUUGCUACCAAAACACUAUUCGAAAAGAAAUAAAAAAGAUUUUGCUCAAUUUGUAAGUUUUUUAGAUAAUGAUCAAGUGUAAAGUGUAGAAAGAAACAAAGUAUUUCUAAAUAUUUAUGUAUGUAUAACUCUAUCUCUAAGUAAUAAAAAAAAAGUAUGUAAUUAUUAAUAUCGUACUUCUAAUUUAUAAUAAAAAUCUGUAUUACAGUUGAUGUUGUUAUUAAAAAAAAUCAAA
Molecule: messenger RNA, 4781 nt
Organism: Calliphora vicina (urban bluebottle blowfly)
Lineage: Eukaryota; Metazoa; Arthropoda; Insecta; Diptera; Calliphoridae
Gene: Als2
Product: Amyotrophic lateral sclerosis 2
Exons: 8
Coding region: 209-4579 (1456 amino acids)
Biological process (GO): endosomal transport; regulation of GTPase activity
Cellular component (GO): intracellular membrane-bounded organelle; cytoplasm
Molecular function (GO): guanyl-nucleotide exchange factor activity; small GTPase binding
Source: RefSeq, a predicted model, not a curated record